Messenger RNA from Gavia stellata (red-throated loon), 1646 nucleotides. RefSeq names its product nuclear respiratory factor 1 (gene NRF1). The transcript has 11 exons. Gene Ontology annotation, cellular component: nucleus. NCBI's taxonomy places the organism in Eukaryota, Metazoa, Chordata, Aves, Gaviiformes, Gaviidae. The record is from RefSeq and is a predicted model, not a curated record. Gene Ontology annotation, molecular function: DNA-binding transcription factor activity, RNA polymerase II-specific; RNA polymerase II cis-regulatory region sequence-specific DNA binding. The coding region runs from base 1 to 1569 and encodes 522 amino acids. Gene Ontology annotation, biological process: regulation of transcription by RNA polymerase II.
AUGGAAGAACACGGGGUGACCCAAACAGAGCACAUGGCCACCAUCGAGGCCCACGCAGUGGCCCAGCAGGUGCAGCAGGUCCAUGUGGCCACCUACACAGAGCACAGUAUGCUAAGCGCGGACGAAGACUCGCCGUCUUCGCCGGAGGACACCUCCUACGAUGACUCUGACAUCCUCAACUCCACGGCUGCCGACGAGGUCACUGCCCACCUGGCCGCGGCAGGCCCUGUGGGGAUGGCAGCAGCUGCUGCCGUGGCAACGGGUAAAAAACGAAAGCGACCACACGUUUUUGAAUCCAACCCGUCAAUCCGCAAGAGGCAGCAGACGCGUUUGCUACGGAAGCUCCGAGCCACGCUGGAUGAGUACACCACCAGAGUAGGGCAGCAGGCCAUCGUUCUGUGCAUCUCACCCUCCAAACCCAAUCCCGUCUUUAAAGUAUUUGGUGCUGCACCCUUGGAGAAUGUGGUACGCAAGUACAAGAGCAUGAUUCUGGAAGACCUGGAGUCCGCACUAGCGGAGCAUGCUCCUGCGCCUCAGGAGGUUAACUCAGAGUUGCCGCCCCUCACCAUCGAUGGCAUUCCCGUCUCGGUGGACAAGAUGACCCAGGCACAGCUGCGAGCUUUCAUCCCUGAGAUGCUGAAGUAUUCCACGGGUCGUGGGAAACCAGGCUGGGGCAAGGAAAGCUGCAAGCCCAUCUGGUGGCCUGAGGACAUUCCAUGGGCCAACGUUCGCAGCGAUGUCCGCACGGAGGAACAGAAGCAGCGGGUGUCAUGGACCCAAGCGUUGCGGACUAUCGUGAAGAACUGCUACAAGCAGCAUGGGCGCGAAGACCUGCUCUACGCCUUUGAGGAUCAGCAGACACAGCAGCAGACUACGACCACACAUAGUAUAGCGCACCUGGUGCCAUCACAGACAGUGGUACAAACCUUCAGUAACCCUGAUGGCACCGUGUCCCUCAUCCAGGUUGGCACCGGUGCUACAGUUGCCACGCUGGCCGAUGCCUCCGAGUUGCCUACCACAGUUACCGUCGCACAAGUCAAUUAUUCUGCAGUGACUGAUGGAGAGGUGGAGCAGAACUGGGCAACGCUACAGGGGGGUGAGAUGACUAUCCAGACGACGCAGGCAUCAGAGGCCACGCAGGCGGUGGCAUCAUUAGCAGAAGCAGCAGUGGCAGCAUCUCAGGAGAUGCAACAAGGAGCAACUGUUACCAUGGCACUCAACAGUGAAGCAGCUGCCCAUGCAGUAGCCACGCUUGCUGAAGCCACUCUUCAAGGUGGAGGACAAAUUGUUCUAUCUGGUGAAACUGCAGCAGCAGUAGGAGCGCUUACCGGAGUCCAAGAUGCCAAUGGCUUCCUAGCAGCAGACUAUUCAGGUUGCAAGUGGAGCCUAGCAGAGAGUUCAUCAGGUCUCGUCCAGAUCCCCGUCAGCAUGUACCAGACCGUGGUGACCAGCCUGGCCCAAGGCAACGGCCCCGUUCAGGUGGCGAUGGCACCCGUUACCACGAGGAUAGCGGACAGUGCCGUCACCAUGGACGGGCAGGCAGUGGAAGUGGUGACCUUGGAACAGUGACGAUGCCCAGAGCAGGAUCAUGGUGAUUUUUCUCGUCUCUUAUGCGAAUAAUUUUUUUACGCCUCUCCAGAGAUGCA